GAGCGAUGCUCGAGAAUCUGUACCGCGAGAUAUGCCGCGAAGAAGGAGGCGAUUCGUGUCGCGGCGGAGGAGGAGGAGGAGCGGCAGCGCAAGGCGCUCCUCGAGGACGCGGUCAAGGGGUCGGAGCCGGGGGGCCGCCCCGGCGAAUGA
Emiliania huxleyi CCMP1516 is the source of this 150-nucleotide messenger RNA. RefSeq lists its product as hypothetical. The transcript is spliced from 4 exons. The record is from RefSeq and is a predicted model, not a curated record. Lineage: Eukaryota; Haptophyta; Isochrysidales; Noelaerhabdaceae. The annotation marks the transcript as partial.